Molecule: messenger RNA, 4224 nt
Organism: Hypanus sabinus (Atlantic stingray)
Lineage: Eukaryota; Metazoa; Chordata; Chondrichthyes; Myliobatiformes; Dasyatidae
Product: E3 ubiquitin-protein ligase TRIM39-like
Exons: 6
Coding region: 39-1475 (478 amino acids)
Molecular function (GO): zinc ion binding; protein binding
Source: RefSeq, a predicted model, not a curated record
GCGAAAGCAUUCUGAAUCAGGAAGUGCUGGGAGUUAACAUGGCUUCGAAAGGACCGGUCGAGAGUUUGAGCGAGGAAGUAAUUUGUCCCGUCUGCCUGGAUUUCUUCAUCGAUCCGGUUACACUGGAGUGCGGACACAACUUCUGUCGCUCUUGUAUCACACAGUAUUGGGAAAGGGAGGAGAGAAACUCCUGCCCGGAAUGUAGAGAGGUGUUUGCUGACCGCACCCUCAGGGUGAAUCGGGCCUUAGCAAAUCUGGCUGAAAAGUUUCGAAAUCUAAACCUGAAUCCGAAAGGGAAGGAAAGUAAACUUCACUGCGAGGAACAUGAGGAAGAACUGAAGCUGUUUUGUGAAACGGACAAGACGCUGAUCUGUCUGAUCUGCAGAGACGCGCAGGAACACAGAGAUCACCGCUUCAAGCCGAUUACAGAAGCUGUUAAAAUCUACAAGGAUCAGCUAAAAUCUUCCUUAGACUCUCUCACAAAAAAGAAAUCAGACUUCCAGGAAAAGGAGCAGCAACAGAAAGAGAAGAUUUCCGGAGUUCAGGAACAGUCACACAGCCUUCAGUCCCACGCCACAUCCCAGUUUGCUGAACUGCGCCAGAUUAUCACUGAGAAAGAGCAGAGCUUACUCAGGGAUCUCAGGGAAGAAGAGAAGAGGAUUCUCAAUCUAAUGGAGAAAAAUCUUUGGGAGAUUCAAGAGAAUAUAAGGAUUAUUCAGGAGGAAAUCUCAAAGUUACAGGAGCAGAUGGAUCAGAAAGACAGUGUGAUAUUUCUCAAGGAGGAAACUCGUCAGAACAGGAGGAUUAAUGUCAAUAUCCAGGAAUUGUCAGUGACAAAUGAGACCCUGCCGGUUGAAAAAUUCGAUCACCUCUAUUUGUUGAACACAGUGCUGAGAGAAACGCUUGAUGCUAUUAAUCGAGUCUUUGUCACCCUGGAUCUGGAAACGGCGAGUCCGUAUCUCGAGGUGUCUGAGGAUCGGAAGAGUGUGAGACGGACCGAGACCUGGAAGAAUCUCCCUGACAUCGGGAAGAGAUUCACAGACCGGGAAUGUGUGCUGGGAUCGGAGGGAUUCACAUGGGGGAGACAUUACUGGGAGGUGGAGGUGACGGGGAAUCGGUUCUGGUGGCUGGGUGUCGCCGCAGAGUCUGUGGAGAGGAAUGGACGGGUCAAUCUGAGUCCGGAGACCGGAUUCUGGAUCAUCAGGCUGAAUGGUGACGUGUUACAUCGGGAUUAUGACGUGGACCGUGGUCUCACCUCCCCCGAGUCCCGUCUAGCUGCCGAUCCCAUCCCCGGGAGGGUGCGAGUUUAUCUCAGUUACGAGACCGGGACAGUUUCAUUUUACAACGCGGAGACCACGUCCCAUCUCCACACCUUCACAGGGAAUAAAUUCACGGUGCAACUUUAUCCUUUCUUCCGGACUGGGGAUGCAAACCAGUGGCUGAGAAUCUGCUCUGGUUCCGCUCCGGGUCUGUAAACGGGUCGAGUCCCGGGACGGGCGUCAGGAGUAAAUUUCCUGUAAGUAUAAAUAUGCGGAGAGUGCAGCUAAAUACGUUGCUAAGGAGAUGGUGCAGGAGGGAGGGUUUCAUGUUUCUGGACAAUUGGGCUUUGUUCCCGGGAAGGUGGGACCUGUUCCGACGGGACCGUUUGCCCCUGAACUGGAAGGGAACUAACAUCCAUGCGGGUAGAUUUGCUAGUGCUGCUCCGGGGGAUUUAAUCUAGAUUUACAGAGGGCGGGGAACCAGAGUGUUAGAGCAGAUAGUGAGGUGCAGGAGGAUAAGGAACAUGAGAGGACUGCAUGUAUAAACGGAAAUGAAAAAAAAACUUUAUGCAUGAUAUAAAUAUUCUCAGGUACAGCUAUUUCAAUGCAAGGAGUAUUGUAGGUAAAACAGAGGAGUUUAGGACGUUUGUUGACACGUGGAAUUAGGACAUUACUGCUAUUGGUGAGACUUGGUGGCAGGAGGGGCAGAGCUGGCAGCUUAAUGUUCUGGUAAAGUUGGAGAAGGGCCAAUUUUGUGGAAAUAAAAAAGGAUCUAGCAAGAGUGGAUUGGGAAAAGUUUUUUUUUGUGGCAAGGAUGUAUUCAGUAAGUUCAUAGGGAACCUUGGUUUUCAAGGGAUAUUGGCGAUCUGUUUAAGAAAAAGGGAGAAGGUAUAGCCAACAAAGAAAAAUGAGGCACUUGAAGAGUAAAGCAAAUGUAAGAAAAUACUAAAGAAGGAAAUCAGGAAGUCAAAAAGACAUGAGGUUGCUUUGGCAGAUAAUGUGAAGGGAAAACCCAAUGGAUUUCUAACAAUAUUUUGAGAGUAAAUGGAUAGUAAGGGACAAAAUUGUUCCCUAGAAGAUCAGAGUGUGGAGCCUCACGAGAUGGGGGAAAUCUUAAACAGUUUUUUUGCAUCAGUAUUUACUCAGGAAACCGGGAUAGUGUAUAUGGAAGGAAGGGAAACAAGCAGUAGUGUCAUGGAACAUUUGUAGAUGAAAGAGGAGCAGGUGCCUGCUGCCUUACAGUGAAUAAAUGUAUAUAAAUCCCCCGGGCCUGACUUGAUAUUUUCUUGGACCUUGAGAGAGACUGGUGUAGAAAUUCCAGGGGCCCUGACAGAAAUAUUUAAAAUGUCCUCAGCCACGGGUGCAGUGCCGGAGGAUUGGAGGGUAGCUCAUGUUAUUCCGUUGCUUUAAAAAGGCUCCAAUAGUAAACCAGGUAAUUACAAGCCAGUGAACCUGAAAUCAGUAGUAGGUAACUUAUUGGAAGGUGUUCUGAGAGAUCAGAUAUACAAGUAUUUGGACAGCCAAGGGCUGAUUAAGAAUGGUCAGUAUGGCUUUGUGCGUGGUAGAUCGUGUUUAGUGAAUGUUGUAGAGUUUUUCUAGGAGGUGACCAAGAAAGUAGAUGAAGGAAAGGCUGUGGAUGUUGUCUGCAUGAACUUUAGUAAGGCCUUUGACAACGUCCAACAUGGGAGGUUAGUUCAGAAGGUUCAGACACUAGAUAUCCAUAGAGAGGUUGGAAACUGGAUUCGAAAAUGGCUGUGUGGGAGAAGACAGAGAGUGGUAGUGGAUGAUUGCUUCUCAGACUGGAGACCUGUGACUAGUGCUGUGCCUCAGAGAUCUGUGCUGGGACUAUUGUUGUUUGUUUUCUAUAUCAGUGAUAUAGAUGUGGUCAAUUGGAUCAGCAAUUUUGCUGAUGACACCCAGAUUUGAGGCGUUGUGGACAGCAGGGAAGGCUUUCAAAGCUUGCCGAGGGAUCUGGACCAACUGGAAAAAUGGGCCAGGAAAUGACAGGUGGAAUUCAAUGCAGACAAGCGUGAGGUGUUGCAUUUUGGAUGGACAAACCAAGGUAGGACAUACACAGUGAAUGGUAGGGCACUAAGGAGUGCAGAGAACCAAAGGGAUCUGGGAGUUCAGGUACAUAAUUCCCUGAAAGUGGCGUCACAGGUAGACAGGGUUGUAAAUAAGGCCUUUGGCAUCCUGGCAUUCAUAAAUCAAAGUACUGAGUACGGGAGUUGGGAUGUUAUGCUGAGUAUGUAUAAGGCAUUGGUGAGGCCAAAUUUGCAGUCUGGUCACCUACAUGUAGGAAGGAUAUCAGUAAGAUUCAAAGAUUGCCACGAAGAUUUACUAGGAUGUUGCCAGGUCUUCAGAAGUUGAGUUACAGGGAAAGAUUGAACAGGUUAGGACUUUAUUCCUUGGAGCGUAGAAGAAUGAGGGGGAGAUUUGAUAGAGGUUUGCAAAAUUAUGGGGGAUAUAGACAGUAAAUGCGAGUAGGUUCUUUCCACUUAGAUUAGGAAAUGUAAAAACAGGAGGACUUGGCUUUAGGGUGAAAUGGGAAAGGAUUAGGGGGAACAUGAGGAGGAAUACCUUCACUCAGAGAGUGAUGGGAGUGUGGAACGAUCUGCCAUCUGACGUGGUAAAUGCGGGCUCACUCUUAAGUUUUAAGAAUAAAUUGGAUCGUACAUGGAUGGGAGAGGAUUGGAGGGUUACGGACUGGGUGCAGGUCAAUGGGACGAGCGGAAUAUAGUUUCCGCACAGACUAGAAACGCCAAAAGGCCUGUUUUCUGUACUGUUCUAUGGAGUGAAAUAAACACGACAUGAGAAUUGUCGAUCGAUUAAUUUUGACUCGUUCACCGCAUCCGUCAACCAAACACAAACACCGGGGAUUCAGCAGUAGCUGCGGGCGGCGAGUCCUGAGCUCCCCCAGGUCCUAAAGUUCACCCGUAAUGAGACAGGUUAAAUGGGACAAGUG